Zygotorulaspora mrakii is the source of this 1080-nucleotide messenger RNA. It is a transcript of the gene YRB2, whose product is annotated as Yrb2p. Gene Ontology annotation, cellular component: nuclear pore; cytoplasm. Gene Ontology annotation, molecular function: GTPase activator activity. Lineage: Eukaryota; Fungi; Ascomycota; Saccharomycetes; Saccharomycetales; Saccharomycetaceae. The coding region runs from base 1 to 1080 and encodes 359 amino acids. The record is from RefSeq and is a predicted model, not a curated record. Gene Ontology annotation, biological process: protein import into nucleus. The transcript has a single exon.
AUGAAUAACACGUCAUUUGUCAUGCCCGACACUGAACAAUCUUCGAACAAACAACAGGAGAAAUCGAGUGGAUCUUCAGUGAGCAAUGCUACAAAUGAAGAAUGGCCAGGUACAAAUAAAAGGCCCAGAGAGGACAAAGAUGAGGGCCAUGAAGAUUCAAAGAGGAAUACCAGAGAAAAUUUGAACUCUGCUGAAAAUUCAAACCGUCCUGAGAAGUCCAAGGAUAAUGAAAACAGGGAACAAGAAGAAAAAAGCACAACGAAGAAGAUAAGGUUGGAAGGAAGUAAAGCUGAGACUGGAAAGACCGACGUGAUCGAAACAGCUGGAAAGAAGGAACAAAAUGGAACAGAUAAUGAAAGCAAAAGUGAUGCGGAAAAGCCUAAAUUUGUCUUCGGGUCCGGUACAGCUUUCAGUUCAGGAUUUGGUUCAUUUAAAAAGAGUGAUACUGAUAACGGAGAAAGUUCUAAAGCAGAAAUGCCAUCCAAACCAUUCGCAUUUGGUUCAGGAUUUUCAUUCGGUAGUGGAUUUGGAGUCUUGAAAAAGAAGGCUGAUGCUGACAAUGAAAAGAAGGAUACAGAUGAAGAAAAGAAGAGUAAAGCAGUCGAGGCUAAAGAAAUGAGUGACAAAUCAAACGUGGCACUGAAAGGCACUAUAGAAGAAUCUGUGAAACCUUCAGUUGAACAAACGCCGAUCAAACUACAAAAGCAAGAAAUUAAGUCAGGUGAAGAAUCUGAAGAAACGAUUUAUCAAGUAAACGCAAAGCUUUACCAACUCUCUGAUUUCGAAGAGGGAUGGAAGGAAAGAGGCGUCGGUGCCAUAAAGGUUAAUCAGAACAGUAAUACCGAGAAAGCCCGAUUGAUUAUGAGAUCUCGAGGAAUUUUGAAAGUCAUCCUAAACUUGCCGCUGAUCAAGGGUAUAAAGAUUCAACGUGGAUUUCCUGGAUCAUUACAGAGUGAAAAGUUUGUUAGAGUUAUAUCUGUGAACGACAAUAAAGCCCCAGUGCAGUAUGCCUUUAAAACAGGAAAAGAGGAAACAGCCAGUGAGCUAUACGAUAGUAUGGUCAAACUUGCACCUCAGUAA